Molecule: messenger RNA, 386 nt
Organism: Gryllus bimaculatus (two-spotted cricket)
Lineage: Eukaryota; Metazoa; Arthropoda; Insecta; Orthoptera; Gryllidae
Source: the annotation of a GenBank genome assembly
AUGGGACUCGCGCGUGAUCGGCAGACUGUUAUUCUGGCCGGGGCCGGCUGCGAGGCCGGGGCGCGGCGUUGGCGGCGGGGUGCCGGUGUUGUGUUGGUGUGUGUGGGCGGGGGGGAGGAACGGUCAGGGAGGGACGGCGCGGCCGGCAUGGAGCAGGGUGGCGGAGGCGGUGCGGUGCGGAGCGGAGCGUGCGGCGCGGCGGGUCACGGCGCGACGCUAGAAUGUUUGACGGAUGAACAAGUAGUCGGGGCAAGCAUAAGUUACACAAGGACGAAGCAGGACUUUGUGAAGAAACGCAUCCGCGACGUACUCAAGGAUUCAUGGGCAAAAAAUCGACUCUCUCUUCGACUAAAGAACUGACUCAAAUCAAAUUUACAAUUAGAAAU